This is a messenger RNA of Acaulospora colombiana, 1608 nucleotides long. Lineage: Eukaryota; Fungi; Glomeromycota; Glomeromycetes; Diversisporales; Acaulosporaceae. The record is from the annotation of a GenBank genome assembly.
AUGCAUUCGAAAAGUAAAAGUGCUAAUGCCUACAACAAAAACAUGCAAGUUCGCAUUAAAGGUGACAUACUGAAAGAAGGAAACGGACAAUCACCGUUUCCCUACAUCCUCAUCGAUGUAACGGAAUUGGACGAUAAUUUGGGGUAUGUGGCGAAUGUUAUGGAUAUUAAAAGUCGAGAGCAGGCAUACAUGUACCUGAUCGAUAAAACCAAUAACCUCCACAUCGCCAAAACUCGAUCCCUAACUCACUUUAUGUCACAAUUGAAGUUUACUCCAUACCUACAACAUCUACUAGAAACAAUUGAAGAUGAGAACUAUUUGGCUUUGGUCUGGGAGGACCCCGGCACUCCACUUUCGGAGAUCCUCGCAAAUUCCGAUCACAUGAACAAUAUUUCAUUGCACUUAGAUUCCAAUAGAAAUAUAGACAUCAUCAAUAGAGAACAAACCUUUAAAUCACCUCCAAUAGACAUCUCCCAAGAUCUCGAUUUUCGCAAGACUUUUUGUCAAGUGUGCUGGGGAUUGGCCAAUUUGCACGAGAACAAUUUGGCUCACAUGAACAUCAAUCUGGACACAAUAUGGAUAAAACAGGUGGACAGGAUGAAAGAUGACAAACGCGUGAAAGAGAGUGAGGCGAGAAUCGUUGAUUUCUCGAGUUUGGGACAUUUUAUCACCACCAAUCCCGUUCGCAUGCAUGCUUGGUAUAACGGGAAUAACAAAUCGUCGUCUAUUCAUAAUGUUGGGGAAAAGAGUUUCGAAGAGCACGAUGAUUACCGGGACAACGAAAACUCUUUUGACGUAUUCGUGGCUCCGGAGAUUGUUAAUGAACAACCAUGCUGGGGAUGGAGACCUGACGUGUGGUCGUUGGGUGUAGUGUUGUAUUUUUUCAUCACACGGAACUUCCCUUGUGACGGUGACUAUCAAAGAUUUCAUUGGGAAAUAGCGAGCGGAAAGUUUGAAUACCCCGAAGGAAUGGACCCAGAUGCCGUCGACCUCUUAAAACAAAUGUGGAAUCCCGACCCAACAGUAAAGUUUGACAUGUGGGAUGUCAAAAAGCAUGCGUUCCUCUCACCAUCUUCCACGAACUCUACAGUUAACUCGGCACAUUCCUUAUCUUCGGCAUCUGCCUCUUUAAAAGCAUCAUUCGAAUCUGAGGUGCAACAUUAUCACAAAGACGGUUACGAGCGGCAUCGAUCAUCACAUUCCAAAAACCUUCUAAAAAGAAACAUAAUUCCAAAGAAUGUCUUGAGAAAUAGUAUAUUUAUGAGGAACCAUAAGGAUGACGACGGGAAAGGCGGUAAAAAUGUUCCAAGUAGUGAAAAUGCUCUCGUAGAUCCUGAUUCAGAUUUGAUGUGUGUUGAAAAUGAGAAACAAAAUGUUAAGAAUCAGAAGGGAGAAAUGAGAGAUAAAAAAAGGAUGUCAUUGAAACGAGGGGGCAAGAAGAGGAUUGGAAAAGGGAAGGAUGGAAAGGAUGGAAGCAUGGUGAGGAGGAUAAAGUGUGCGGUUAAGAGGUUGGCAAAUAUAUGUCAUCCGGAGUCGGCCGAGUCACGAAAAAUUAGGAUAACGUGUAAGGAUGACGAGAGCGAAAUCAAGGAUGAUGCGGAGACAUAG